ACGCCAACAAAGGAAACUAAAGAAAUGUCAAAUACAUUGUGGCAGAUAAAGAGGGAGCAACAGAGAAGACCAAGCUUUGCAGCAUUUGCCCAAGAUGACCAUGCUUCUUCGGGCGGCCCCGCUUCAUUCACAUCACACAUCGACCAACUGGCACAUUAUUCAUCGGCCAUCGGACUGUCUGGCGAGGUGCCGCCACCAUACGUCGCAAUGAGCGGCGCUACUGGCAGCACGGCAAUGCCCACCGGACGUCUGGCGGCAGAGGAGAUCGAUAUAAUGGUGAUUGGCGACGAGUGCGGCAACAAGGCGCGCUUCAUCUCCAGUUUCCUCAACAACAACAUUCAACUGGACCCAACGAUUGAGCUGCCGUGCAGGCGGCCCAUCGCUACCAAGAGCGGCGGCACCUACAACGUCAACAUCCACACGACCGUCGGCCAGGAGGAGUUCUGGGGCAUCAACGACGCAUACAACCGCCAGGCGCACGGCUUCAUCUUUGUGUACAAUGUCAACGUGCGCGAGACCUUCAACAUGUUCAUGCAGCUGCGUGAGAAGAUCCUCUUUGACAAGGGCACUGAGAACGUGCUGAUAAGCAUGGUCGGCUAUGGACAGGGCGAGCUUGACCACGAUUCUGGCAUGGCUCGCCAACGCGAGGUGCCUUACAACGAGGCAAAGCGUGUGGCCGACCUCUAUCUGUACCCACUGGUCGAGAUCGACCACUUUGGCGCUGAGCGUGAGGCUCAGAUCACAUCCUGCAUCACCGACCUCGUGCAUCGCAUUACAUACAACAGCAGCGGCGCCGCAGCCGCUAACAAGGUUGCAAUGGGCGCCAGCGCACCUCAACAACAGACUACAGAGGUCGUGGUGCUGGGCGACCUGUUCGUCGGCAAGACGCAAUACAUCCAACGUUGUCUCGAGUCCCCCUUCACAAGCAGCUACAGCGAGACGAGCGAAUGGACCAAGACCAUCGUUCAGUCGCAUCACAAUGACACACGCUACCACAUCAAGAUGGUGGACACGCGCGGACUACACGCGGUGGACUCACUGACGCGCGAGCGUCUGGUCAUGGCACAGGGCUUCAUCUUUAUCUACAGCAUCACAUCGCGCAACAGCUUCACCAUGCUGGACGCGCUCUACAAGAAGGUGUCGGCGUGCAAGGCCGAAGCACGUCUGCCGUGUCUGCUUAUUGGCAACAAGUCCGACUGCAUGACGCUGGCGCGACAGGUGUCCUCUGAGGAGGCCGCCGAGCUGGCCUUCCGCUGGGGCUGUCCAUUCGUCGAACUGUCCAUGCGCAACAGCGACGACGACGAUGUACGCAAGACCAUGCAGCUGUUGCUGCAGGAGAUCAACAGCUCGCGACUCAACAGCAUCGAGCCAAGCGAGUUCAAGAAGGAGGGCAUCCUGAUGAAGGAGGCCAAGGUGCGCUCGAUGACCAAGUACUACUUCCGCGUGACCCGCGGCCAGUUACAAUACUGCCGCAGUCAGACACAAAAGAACUCAAAGACGAUCGAACUGUCCGAGGCCGUACAGGUGCAGGCGCUGGCCAAUGAGAAGAAGGACCAGUGGCCAUUCUGUCUAAUCAUCCAAGGAAAGCAGACCAACUUAUACGCGCCAACCGAGGCCGACCGCGACCAAUGGGUCACGGCAAUCAAGAUCAACUGCUACGUCAACGAAUUUGUAGGCAGUCUAAUGGAGGAGGUGAUCACAGGCAUGGUUGGCGAGAUCGCCCACCAGGCACUUUACAAACCCGGCAGCCAACAGGAUGCCAUGCGCUCUCCGGACGCCGGCUCGCCGUCGCCGCUCGGCAGCUCGCUCUACCUGUCGACGUCGCCCACCAACUCGGACCUGUCGUCGUCGAUGUUCAUGUCGGCAUCACCGCCAUUUGGCGCACAGUCAUCGUCCAACGCACUGCUGAGUGGCGUGUCGACGUCGUCAUGGGGUGAGUCCAGCGUAUUAUCAAGUAGUGCCAGCAGUAAUGGAAGUAGUGGUAGUGCAUCACAUACGCCAACCAAAAACAAGUCAUCAACUCUACAGCGUACAAACAGUUUUAAGUCAACAAUGAAUAACAACAAACCUACAUCGAUA
Molecule: messenger RNA, 2079 nt
Organism: Acytostelium subglobosum LB1
Lineage: Eukaryota; Evosea; Eumycetozoa; Acytosteliales; Acytosteliaceae
Exons: 1
Biological process (GO): signal transduction
Cellular component (GO): plasma membrane
Molecular function (GO): GTP binding; GDP binding; GTPase activity
Source: RefSeq, a predicted model, not a curated record